Fusarium oxysporum Fo47 is the source of this 2891-nucleotide messenger RNA. Its product is annotated as DUF3433 domain-containing protein. The record is from RefSeq and is a predicted model, not a curated record. The transcript has a single exon. Bases 1 to 2613 code for a protein of 870 amino acids. NCBI's taxonomy places the organism in Eukaryota, Fungi, Ascomycota, Sordariomycetes, Hypocreales, Nectriaceae.
AUGGCAUACCAAGAUGACCAGGCUGAAGAGCCCUUUCGAACUUACGAGCCAUAUCAACCUGCUGGCUCUGCAACCGCAUCGCAAAGGCCCGCAACAAGACAACCACAUCUGAGCCAUCGCGUCUCUGCCAUGACGAUAUAUUCCGACGAUAACUCGUACCCUCAGCUUCAUGGCCGCGAAUCUAUGGUGUCUCUCGACUCCUAUGCAGGAAACUCGAGCCCCCCCCAACAGGAAUAUGACGGACAUUCGUACGCUGCUGGGUCUGGAUGGUCCGCAUCAUUUGGCUACAAUGGAGCGGGGGGAUCGUAUGCGCCUGUGUCUGCAGCUGGGCCUCCUCCUUCACGGUUUCCAUCUAGAGCCAAGCGUGCAUACGGCUCAUCUCUCGGAAGAACCAUUCCAGAGGAAAGCACUGAAGACGAAGCAUACGAUCUGUCAUUGCUUGGUGGUGCAGCGCCCAUGGGCCACUCUGGCCGCUAUGAUCCGAUAAAGGAGGAUGAGGAUGAUGUGUCUCCUGGCUUCGACUUGAGCGCCGCGCUAGGGCCAAUGACCUCGCACGAUGAGGUUUUCGUGAAGAAGCUUCAGGCGCAAGAGGCUAGCGGGAUGUUGACAGGAGGCUUGGGCCAAGGGUUUCACGCGGACGUCAAGAUGCGCGAUGCCGAACUUCUGUCGUCGACCCCAUCUGUUCAGAGGAGUCUGUCUCGGUCCUUUUCGCGCCGCAAGCCGCCUGCGCAUCUUGGCCGAUUUGAGACGAUCCGACAAAGAGGACAGGACGAAGCUAAUCGGAAAGGAGAAGUCAUUGAGGUGAUAUUAGAGGAGGGACCAGGCGCCGACCUGAGCAGCAUCGAGGGACUCAGCACGGUUGCGUCUAAUGAUUUCCGCCGAUCAACUUUCCCGACUAAGGAGGGCAAGACGGAAAUAUUCUACCCUCAACCGAAUUGGAAGCCUCCAACAAUGCGAUGGCCCUACCUCACAUUGCUGAUUACAAUAUCGGUCGGGUUGGCUAUUGCGCAGGAAUAUCUUUUUCAACGAUUUCACAAAAAGCCUAUUGUAAAAUUCCGGUCACCCAAAGAUAUAGACGCCUUUGUCUAUUUUGCAAUCAAAUUCUUACCGACAGUAGUUGCGGUUACUUUCGGCGUGUUCUGGCAGUUUACUGACUUCGAAGUCCGCCGCCUGGAGGCUUUCUACCAGCUAUCCAGACAGCAGGGUGCUCUGGCUUCCAAGUCAAUCAAUGCCGACUAUGUCACAAGCUACAGCUUCUGGCGACCUUUUCGAGCAAUCAAGCUUGGCCACUAUGCGGUGGCUUUGUCUUCUUUCGCCUCAACACUUGCCGUUUCCCUCGUACCAACCUGUGCAGCUGCGUCGAUCAUACUCACACCGAGCCGCAAGGAGCGUAUGGAAAAUCCCAGUGACAUGAAGGAGAUCUUUGUGGCCUCGGUCUGGUCGCGACUUUUGACGGUUACUUUGGUAUUAUGUGCAGCCAUGGGAUGCGGCUUACUAUAUGUUUUACAAACUCGACGAUCAGGCCUACUCUCUGAUGUCAGAGGCAUUGCUGGUCUUGCUAGCAUGGCUGUAGUGAGCCAUGUCCUGAUGGACUUCAAAGAUAUGGACACAGCCAAGCAUAAAGACAUCCACCAAAAGUUGAAGCGUCGUCGAUACAUGCUGAGAAAUUCUUCGCUUGCACCUUACGAUGGCACAAGCACAAAGGUGGAAACGGACAGCGAACAGGAUGACGGCGCCCAUCUCUCGGAGCACCCGCAUCCCCUGAUGCUACGUCCAAUGGGAUGUAUCCCUUUCAUCAUCGGGUUGAUCCUCUUUGCAGCAUUGAUCCCAACCUUUCUCUUCACUCCCGCCCAGAUCGUCACAGACAAGGCUGCCUGGGUCGUCACAGCGUUGGCCGUCAUCCUCAAGCUAUGCUGGGGCGCGAUGGAGACAUCCGUUCGUAUGAUGGAGCCUUACUAUAUCCUUUCAAAGCGACAUGCGCACUCAAAAGUUCUUACCCUUGAUUACACCGCACUGCCGUUUGCUUAUAUGCCACUGCGAGCGCUCUUGAACGGCCACUUUCUAGUAUUUCUUGUUGGGUUCGGUAGUGUCAUGGCUGAAUUCCUGACGAUCCUUGUAACCAGCCUUGCAACGGUGGAUGGGCAAGACUUUAUCACAGGAUAUGGAAUAAAUAAAUACAACAAAGGGAAGUGGAAAGACGACAAGGAGGAUGGUGAAAUACUCAACUCUGGACAGGAGACGAUACGCUCAUUCUAUAUCACCCUCGGCGCCACAUUAUUUAUACUGAUCUACAUGUUUGUUGUCUCAAACAUGGUGUUCUUCCGCCGACGCCAUCCUUUCCUGCCGCGUCAGCCCAACACUAUUGCGUCAAUUCUGGCUUUUAUCCACCAGAGCAAGAUGCUGUACAACUUUGUGGGAACGUCGAAGCUAAAUAACACAGAGAUGGCGAAGAAACUUGAUGACGGUAAGACGUAUGGACUAGGAUGGUUUACCGGAAGAGAUGGACAGACACACUGCGGAGUGGACCAGGAGGAACUGACUAGUUCGUACAAACAUGGUGUCGACUACACGACGAUGAACAAUCCGUGGAAUGCACAGUGGGAUGUGCUGUAGAACGCGCAAUACAUGCUAUGAUUAUGGAACCAGAUCUGUGUAUGGCCACAGUUCGGCAGGCAUGCACAGCAUAUGGACGGCUCAAGGCUGGAGUUUGGUAAAUUAGACGUUGGGCAUUGGCGAUGAAUUCUAUGGUUCCGUUUUAUCCAUUUCUUAUCUGAGGCCUACGUCGCUGGAGUUUAAGGAUCUCUUGAAACAGAAGCAUCAAGACAAAGGCAUGGCUUUUGUUAGGAAUGCGACGAGCGAAACAUGUAAUGAGACUCGGAUGAAGAUGAACC